This is a messenger RNA of Papilio polytes (common Mormon), 1016 nucleotides long. Its product is annotated as 15-hydroxyprostaglandin dehydrogenase [NAD(+)]-like. The transcript is spliced from 6 exons. The coding region runs from base 16 to 930 and encodes 304 amino acids. Gene Ontology annotation, cellular component: cytoplasm. Gene Ontology annotation, molecular function: oxidoreductase activity, acting on the CH-OH group of donors, NAD or NADP as acceptor. NCBI's taxonomy places the organism in Eukaryota, Metazoa, Arthropoda, Insecta, Lepidoptera, Papilionidae. The record is from RefSeq and is a predicted model, not a curated record.
AAGCGAAGUCAAAUUAUGCAUGAUAAUUUCAAAGGAAUCGGUAACCAAAUCAAGAAUGCACAAGUUCAAAUAAACACUUUCGUAUCUUGGCAGAUAAGGUCAUUAGAUAGAAUGAUGCACGAAUUAAAGGGUAAAGUUAUUUUAAUCACUGGAGCUGCCACUGGUAUCGGCUCCAAGGUGGUGCAGAUAGCUGUUGCUGAGGAGGCAAAGCAUGUUGCUAUCCUAGACAUAGCAGAGGAAGCAGGUAUCGCGUUCCAAAAUGAACUAAACACCAAAUACGGGAACAACAAGGUACAAUUCAUUAAAUGCGAUGUAUCAAAUGGUGAAGAAUUGAAUGCAGCGUUUGCCAAAGUCAAAAAUGAAUUCGGCUACAUCGAUAUUGUGAUUAACAACGCAGGCAUUCUCAACGACAAUCUGCAGGUUUACGUAAAACAAAUAGACAUUAAUGUAACAGCUUUGGUUACUAGCUCUUUAAAAGCAUUAGAGCUGAUGCGCAAAGAUGAAGGAGGUAACGGUGGUGUUGUGAUUAACGUUUCAUCUGUAGCGGCUGUUUGCGCCGUACCUGAUACACCAAUUUACAGCGCAACUAAAGCAGCAGUAUUGAAGUUUACUACGGCAAUGGGUAGUGACUUGUACUAUUCAAGAACAGAAGUUAGAUUCCUGACAGUUUGCUUCGGAGCUACUAACACGCCAUUACUCUCCGUAGAAAAAAUGGGAAGUUUUGACUCUGAAGUCGAAGCCGGUAUUGUGGAAACAUUAAAAACAUUAAAAUGGCAAAGCCCGGAGUCCGCGGCUCGAGGAGUUGUCGACACGUACAAGAACGGAAGAAGCGGCAGCGUAUGGUUGAUAGCUGGUGGCAAACCAGCCAUUGAAGUGACCGAUUUGUAUAACAAAGGCUUCGCUCUGUUUGAUCACUUAGUGUACAAUUGAAUUUUAUACUCACACUUUAUUAGAUUAUGUAACUUGAUGCACCAAUUUUAAUAUUAAUCAAGUAAACUUUUGAUUAGCUUGCAAUA